Messenger RNA from Punctularia strigosozonata HHB-11173 SS5, 1945 nucleotides. RefSeq lists its product as uncharacterized. Gene Ontology annotation, cellular component: mitochondrial inner membrane. The record is from RefSeq and is a predicted model, not a curated record. The transcript is spliced from 5 exons. Gene Ontology annotation, biological process: electron transport chain. Gene Ontology annotation, molecular function: electron-transferring-flavoprotein dehydrogenase activity; iron-sulfur cluster binding. The coding region runs from base 27 to 1829 and encodes 600 amino acids. Lineage: Eukaryota; Fungi; Basidiomycota; Agaricomycetes; Corticiales; Punctulariaceae.
CUUCGCUCAGCGUCACGCUAACCACUAUGCUUCGUUGGCACAUUCAACGGAUCCCUAAGCUUACUCGGCUACACGGCUUACAUACCAGCGCCAGCAGGAGACGAGAAUUGUUCGAUCCCAAGAACGUGGAUCGAGCCUCGGAUGAUGUGGACGUUUGCAUAGUUGGCGCGGGUCCGGCUGGACUCAGUGCUGCCAUACGACUGAAGCAGUUGGAACAGGAAACGGGCAACGAAGUGAGGGUUGUAGUACUUGAGAAAGGUUCGGAAGUAGGCUCGCAUAUACUAUCCGGAGCAGUCAUUGAACCACGCGCACUCAACGAAUUGCUCCCUGACUGGUCAUCCCGGGAGGGUCAUCCGCUCAUUCAACCGGCGACCAGUUCAUCGAUGCGCUUCUUCACGAAAUCACGGUCAUUCCCCAUACCACACCCACCUCAGAUGGGUAACAAAGGGAAUUAUAUUGUGUCGCUAUCACAGUUCACGGCAUGGCUCGGUUCGAUAGCCGAGGAAAUGGGCGUGGAGGUGUAUCCGGGUUUUGCCGGCGCUGGUAUCGUCUAUGAUGAGGAUGGAAGGACAGUCAAAGGCGUUCGGACGAACGAGGUUGGGCUUGACCGCGAAAACCGCAUGAAAGACUCCUUCGAGCCCGGUAUGGAAUUUCGCGCCAAGGUCACUCUUCUAGCGGAAGGGGCGCACGGAUCCCUGACCAAGGAAAUCGUUCGUCAAUUUGACCUUCGCAAAGAUGCCGACCCACAGACGUAUGCAAUCGGGAUCAAGGAGGUUUGGCGAGUUGACUCAAGCCAAUACCGGCCUGGAGAGGUAGUCCAUACUAUAGGUGCGCCGCUAGACAUGCAUACAUACGGCGGUGGAUGGGUCUAUCACAUGGCCGACGGCCUUGUCAGCCUUGGUCUGGUGAUUGGUCUGGACUACGCCAACCCGUACUUGAGUCCAUAUAACGAGUUCCAGCGCAUGAAGCUCCACCCGUACUUCAGGAAACUGCUCGGUGGCAAUUCUAGCCGAAUCGCGUACGGCGCGAGAACACUCAACGAGGGCGGUCUUCAAUCAAUUCCGAGGCUGGAUUUUCCCGGUGGCGCUCUGAUAGGGUGUUCGGCUGGCUUCGUGAACAUAGCCAAAAUCAAGGGCACGCAUAAUGCCAUGAAAAGCGGUAUGCUUGCGGCCGAAACUGCCUUCCGAUCCGUGAUGAAAGGCAGUGAAUCCGACGAUGCCAGGGACAUGAGCGCAUACGACUCUGCCCUUCGUAACAGUUGGGUUUACUCCGAUCUGCAUGAAGUCCGUAAUCUUCGGGCGUCAUUCAACACACCUCUGGGAAUCUGGGGAGGUAUCGCAUACUCCGGACUUGAUACACUCUUACUGAAAGGUCGCACUCCGUGGACGUUCCGUAACACGGGAAAGAUCACGGACGCUCAGCAUACCGGAAAAGCACGGGAAUUCAAACCCAUUCAGUAUCCUCCUUUUCAACCCCCGCUUUCCACGGACUUACUCACCAGUCUCGCUCUGACGGGUACCAACCACGCCGAAGAUCAGCCUGUUCACCUCAGACUAAUCGGGGACGAUAAAGCCAAAGCGAGGAGACAACACGUGGAAAGAAACGUGGGCGAAUAUGCAGGGCUCCUUGGGAGGGCGUGUCCCGCAGCUGUCUAUGAGUACGUCGAAGACCAAGAAGGCAGCAAGGAGGACGGCUGGGGUGGCAAGAGGCUCGUGAUCAAUUCCCAGAACUGCAUUCACUGCAAGCUCUGUGACAUCAAGGUGCCCACGCAGGAUAUCAACUGGACUGUACCAGAAGGUGGCGGAGGUCCGAAGUACACCAUUACAUGACCGUGACCGCGGUGAGCUAGUACAUAUGCAAUGCACCAGUUUACUCGACGCACGUUCGUGGAGUGUGGAGCAAGUCUCAGAAUCGGUAUAGUCGUGUGUCGUAGACUCAAUGCGAG